AUGCCAAACAUCAACUUAUCCCGCAAAGACAUCGCUGCGCUUAUUCAAGGUCCCCCACUAGUCGCUGUCCUUAUUGGCGCAACAACAGGAAUCGGAUCUUACGUCGCACGAGCUCUGGCAAACACUUUCGCGAAAGACGGCAACAAAUUGCGCGUGUAUGUCGUCGGGCGCAAUGCCAGCCGUGCAGAGACUCUCCUUACAUAUGGUCGUCAAACAAGCCCUGGAUCGGACUGGCGAUUUGUCGCAGUGCCAGAUCUGACACUGAUGAGCCAUGUUGACCGCUUUUCGCAAGAGGUCAUCAAGCAAGAGCAAGCUUCGCCAUUCACUGGAGGACCACCACGCAUAGACUUGCUAUAUAUGAGCCAAGCACUCUCACCAAUGCAAGAAUCACCCGACGCUGUCAAGCCUGACGAGAUACCAAUUGGCAUCCCAUCCAAGAAGGAUUACGGUGUCAGCUCCGUACGCAAACACGUAGCAUUCAUGAAGACCUUCGCCUUUGAGCACCUAGCCGAGCAACAUGCCGGAAAGAUCAGCUUCAUUCACAUCUACCCCGGCCUAGUCGACGGCCCAGUAUUCUACAGCGAUGUCAACCCAACGUGGUUCAAAAUCCUGUGGCGCUUGCUGAAGCCCCUGGCAUCAUUUUACAUGACUUCGCCAGAGCGAGAGCUUGCGGGAGGAGCGUAUGGAGUUGGCAUGAGGGGAGAUGAGGGGAAAGACAAAGUCUGGGAGCAUUUGAUGGAAGUGUUCGAAGGUAUUGAAAAGCUGAGCUCUGACACAAGAUAG
This is a messenger RNA of Parastagonospora nodorum SN15, 783 nucleotides long. RefSeq lists its product as hypothetical. Gene Ontology annotation, biological process: secondary metabolic process. Bases 1 to 783 code for a protein of 260 amino acids. Lineage: Eukaryota; Fungi; Ascomycota; Dothideomycetes; Pleosporales; Phaeosphaeriaceae. The record is from RefSeq and is a predicted model, not a curated record. The transcript has 4 exons.